ACCAAAAAUCGAUUUCCGGUUAUGCAGAAUGGCUUCCUGUUUUGGUCGAAUGUUUUCAUUUUACAAAAUUUGUUUACAACAAGCUAGAAGCUGCUCGACGCACGCAAGCACCAGUUUACCAGCGUAUGUAAAAAUUGUUGAAGUUGGACCAAGAGAUGGACUUCAGAAUGAAAAGAAAUUUGUGCCAACAGAAACCAAAGUGGAAUUCAUUAACAAGCUGUCUGAAGCCGGACUGCCUGUGAUAGAAGUUACCAGCUUCGUGUCUCCAAAAUGGGUUCCACAGAUGGCUGACAACUCAGAAGUACUGCAGUCAAUUAAGAGGUCAAAGGGAAUCACAUACACAGCUUUAACUCCAAAUCUGAAGGGCUUCAAAGAUGCGGUUUCGUGUGGUGUCAGUGAAGUGGCAAUAUUUGGAGCAGCAUCAGAGACAUUCAGCAAAAAGAAUAUAAAUUGCAGUAUAUCUGAGAGUUUACAGAGAUUUGAGGAGGUCAUGAAAGCAGCCAGAGAACUUCAGAUGCCAGUCAGAGGAUAUGUCUCGUGUGUUUUGGGAUGUCCUUACGAAAAAACGGUGUCACCAGAAAAAGUUGCACAGGUUGCCAAGGAAAUGUUUGAGAUGGGUUGCUAUGAGAUAUCGUUAGGUGACACUAUCGGUGUAGGAACUCCAGGAGCCAUGAAACAACUGAUUGCUGUGGUAACUAAACAAAUUCCUAUAGAAAGGGUGGCGGUUCAUUGCCAUGAUACGUAUGGACAAGCCCUGGCAAACAUACUGGCUGCAUUACAGAUGGGUGUGACCGUAGUGGACAGCUCGACAGCAGGCUUGGGAGGCUGUCCUUACGCUAAGGGAGCCAGCGGCAAUGUUGCUACGGAAGACGUGUUGUAUAUGCUUGACGGACUCGGAAUAAAAACAGGUGUAGAUCUGCAGAAAACAGUAGAAGCUGGUCGCUUUAUUUCACAAGCCCUGGGGCGUAGUACACAAUCUAAAGUGGGACAAGCCAUGAAAUCAUCAUUAUAACAAGACAGAAAUUAGAUACCAUAGUACCAAAAUUUUAUUAUCAUGAAAUCAUCAUUAUAACAAGACAGAAAUUAGAUACCAUUUUACCAAAAUUUUAUUAUCAUGAAAUCAUCAUUAAUUAGAUACCAUAGUACCAAAAUCUUACUAUCGUGAAAUCAUCAUCAUAACAAGACAAAAAUUAGAUACCAUAGUACCAAUAGACUAUUAGACUAGCUACCCCUAUUAAAUUAGACUAGCUACCCCUAUCUAUUAAAUUAGACUAGCUAUCCCUAUCUAUUGAAUUAGACUAGCUACCCCUAUCUAUUAAAUUAGACUAGCUAUCCCUAUCUAUUGAAUUAGACUAGCUACCUCUAUCUAUUGAAUUAGACUAGCUACCCCUAUCUAUUGAAUUAGACUAGCUAUCCCUAUCUAUUGAAUUAGACUAGCUACCCCUAUCUAUUGAAUUAGACUAGCUACCCCUAUCUAUUGAAUUAGACUAGCUACCCCUAUCUAUUGAAUUAGACUAGCUACCCCUAUCUAUUGAAUUAGACUAGCUACCCCUAUCUAUUGAAUUAGACUAGCUAUCCCUAUCUAUUGAAUUGGAUUAGCUACCCCUAUCUAUUGAAUUAGACUAGCUACCCCUAUCUAUUAAAUUAGACUAGCUACCCCUAUCUGUUGAAUUAGACUAGCUACCCCUAUCUAUUGAAUUGGAUUAGCUACCCCUAUCUAUUGAAUUAGACUAGCUACCUCUAUCUAUUGAAUUAGACUAGCUACCCCUAUCUGUUGAAUUAGACUAGCUACCCCUAUCUAUUGAAUUAGACUAGCUAUCCCUAUCUAUUGAAUUAGACUAGCUACCCCUAUCUAUUGAAUUAGACUAGCUACCCCUGUCUAUUGAAUUAUAUUAGCUACCCCUAUCUAUUGAAUUAGACUAGCUACCCCUCUGAAGGCUAUUUUAGAUGUCCCACUCUUAUUCCUUUUUAUACUAUCGUCUUUUGAAGGACGGCAUCACGGUGUCAGUUUUCCCAUCCAUAUGUCUGUCUGUUAGCGUUUUCAAGUCUGGAUCAUAUCUUAUACACUGUGAGACAUAAGACAUCAAACUUGGUCAGUUGAUGCAUCUCCCAGGAGGGGGGGGGGUAAAGUAUGUCACAACCCAAAAGUAGGUUACAGUGGCUUCAUUCUGGAAUUAAAGCAUCACAGCUUGUGACUUCAAGCAUGCAGAAAUAGAUAAAUGCAUCAUGAACAUGUAGUUCCAGGGGGUGUGUCAUGUACCCUAGCAGUGCAAUCUAUUAAUGGAGAAAAUGGAGACAUCAAUUUCUCUUUCGUAAAUCAUCAAUUACUUCUACUUAUCUUCAUGUCAUUUUACACCAGUGUUAUUAAACGUAAGAUUCAGAAUUUGAUUACUAGGAGUAUGAAAUAACAAUCAUCGUGCAGGAAUAAGAAAGGAGAGGGUAUUUAAAAGCUAUUUCUCUUACCUAAUCUUAUUUAAUUAUGUAUUGAAAUAUUGUUUAAACUGUAACAAUCAAUGUACAAAGUUUAAAAAAUUAUCAGUGGAAAUUUGAUUUAUUUUCUUUAAUUUGCUGUGCACUGACAUGUAAUGACUUUUGUUUAUGUUUAAAAUAGGUCUAUGCUACAAAUGAGGACAAAGUCCACUAGAAGGUUUAACUAAUGUCUGCUCUAAUAGAAGGUUUAACUAAUGUCUGCUCUGAUAGAAUUCAAAGUUUUUCUUGAUCAUUCCUUGACAAGCUAGGUUUUUUUGUAAGUCAAAAGAAUGAAUAUAUUCUAAAAAUUUUGUGCAAAAUCUCACGUCUCAACACAUCAAAUGAAUACGAGAAAAAUCUGUCUCGUUUAAAACUCGUGCUCUAUUGGAAGAUAAGUGAUUUAUCCUUAAAAGGAACUUUCUUUAUAAUUUGUUAUACUAUUGAUGCAUACAUGUUUGAAGAAAACCAGAAAUAUAUAUAUAUAUAUAUAUAUAGAUAUAUACUCUCUGCACAUAAAAGAUAAUUGACAAUCUUUUUACCCACAUUGUAUGCAUUUCAUUACAAAAUAUAGAGUUGUCUGUCUUACAUCUGCUAUAGCAGUGUGGUUUUGUACAAAUGUGGUUUUGUUAUCAUUGAAAUAACUAAGCCUAGUGUUUUAUAGAAGUGUUUUUUUUAUGGAGAUAUGUAUUGUUUAUUAAUUUUAUCAGUGUGUACAUUCAGACAUGUUUUGUUAUUUGAAUAUUGUGAUGUACUGUUUAAAUUUGUUGAUAUCUUUAUUAAAGAUGUUUGUUUUAUGAAGAUGUA
Messenger RNA from Ostrea edulis (European flat oyster), 3273 nucleotides. Its product is annotated as hydroxymethylglutaryl-CoA lyase, mitochondrial-like. The transcript is spliced from 10 exons. Gene Ontology annotation, biological process: ketone body biosynthetic process; L-leucine catabolic process. NCBI's taxonomy places the organism in Eukaryota, Metazoa, Mollusca, Bivalvia, Ostreida, Ostreidae. Gene Ontology annotation, molecular function: hydroxymethylglutaryl-CoA lyase activity. Bases 29 to 1012 code for a protein of 327 amino acids. The record is from RefSeq and is a predicted model, not a curated record.